Messenger RNA from Condylostylus longicornis, 1460 nucleotides. It is a transcript of the gene eEF1gamma, whose product is annotated as elongation factor 1-gamma. Bases 136 to 1383 code for a protein of 415 amino acids. Gene Ontology annotation, cellular component: cytoplasm; nucleus. The transcript has 4 exons. Gene Ontology annotation, molecular function: translation elongation factor activity. The record is from RefSeq and is a predicted model, not a curated record. Lineage: Eukaryota; Metazoa; Arthropoda; Insecta; Diptera; Dolichopodidae. Gene Ontology annotation, biological process: translational elongation.
CUACGUAUUAUACUUGCACAUUACACGUAUGCAUCACUUUUAUAUUUAGCUGGUAAGAAGCAACGGCAACACAUAUUUGUCAUUUCUUUCUUCCAAAAUUUUGUUGAAUUUCAAAGGUAACCAAACCGUGGCAAAAUGGCUGGGACUUUAUACACAUACGAUGAAAACUUCCGUGCUUAUAAAGCUUUAAUUGCAGCACAGUUUUCUGGUGCUAAAGUAAAUGUUGCAAAAGACUUUGUUUUUGGUGAAACUAACAAAACUGCCGCAUAUUUACAAAAAUUCCCAACGGGAAAAGUUCCAGCUUUCGAAACAGCUGAUGGUAAAUAUCUGCUUGAAAGUAACGCAAUCGCUUUUUAUUUAGCUAAUACACAAUUGCGUGGUACAAAUGACUUUCAACAAGCUGAAAUUCAACAAUGGAUUAGCUUUGCUGAUAAUGAAAUCCUUCCAGCUUCAUGCGCAUGGGUAUUUCCGUUACUCAGUAUAAUGCAGAAUAAUAAGCAAGUCAUUCAAAAUGCUAAGGAGGACAUAACUGCAGCCUUAGAAAUCUUAAAUAAAAGAUUAAUCCACAAUACUUUUUUGGUUGGCGAGCGUAUCACUUUAGCUGAUAUUAUUGUAUUCUGCAAUCUCAUUCAUUUAUACCAAUAUGUUUUGGAACCGUCCUUACGUGCACCAUAUGGUUCUGUAACUAGAUGGUUUACCACAAUCUUAAAUCAACCUCAAGUUAAAGCCGUUGUAAAGCCAUUCGAAUUAUGUACUAAGACUUUAGAAUUCGAUGCUAAAAAAUAUUCCGAAUUUCUUGCAAGACCAUCAGGAAAACAAAAAGAUGAAAAAAAGCAACAAGGUAAACAAGAAAAAAAAAAGGAAACUAAACCUGCUGAAGAAUCCACUGCUGUCGCAGAGGAAGAAGAAGCAGCUCCAGCUGUCCAAGGAUUUGAUUUUGAAACAUUCAAACGUGUCUAUUCAAAUGAAGAUGAAUCAAAAUCAAUUCCAUACUUUUGGGAUAAGUUCAAUGAGAAUGCCGGUGAUUGCUCAAUUUGGUUUGGGGAAUAUAAAUAUAACGAUGAGUUAACUAAAGUUUUUAUGAGUUGUAAUUUGAUCACUGGUAUGUUCCAACGUUUGGAUAAGAUGAGAAAAUAUUCGUUUGCUUCAGUAUGCUUAUUUGGUGAAGAUAACAAUAGCUCCAUUUCUGGUAUUUGGAUAUGGCGUGGUCAAGAUCUUAUGUUCACACAAUCACCAGAUUGGCAAAUCGAUUACGACUGUUACGAAUGGAAAAAAUUAGAUCCGGCAUCUGAAGAAACUAAAAAACUUGUUCAGCAAUAUCUUUCUUGGACUGGGGAAGACAAGAAAGGACGUAAAUUUAAUCAAGGAAAAAUUUUCAAAUAAAAUACAUAAUUUUUGUCCAAUUAAAAAACUAUUUUGCUGAAAAUAAAAGUUAAUUUUUAUAUGAAAUCAAAAGUUUA